UUAUGAUAGUAAACAACGCCAUUGCAUGUCUCAUGUCACAUUUCCAAAGGGAUUUCAACUUCUCAAGCAAAUUACCUAGGACUUUCGUACCCUGGAAUCAAAAUCCCUAUAUUGCAUAUGUAAAAAGGGAUUUAGUCUCAUAAAAUUUUGAAAAGUUCUUUUAGUUGUACAGUGUGUGAGAGUGUCUUAUAAACAUGUACGGGAAUGAAGGUGGUUUUGGAGCAACUCCUGGUAGCGCUGGUCAAGACAAAAAGCAGGUGAAACGAUCCCAGAACAUUGUCCCAGUCACAAUUAAACAAAUUAUCGAAGCUCCUGAAGAAGGCUUAAACAUCGCUGGGGUGGAGUCAAACUUGGUCAAGGUCAUCGGUGUAAUCAGAUCCAUCGAAUCGACGUCUCUAAAAGCAGUGUACAGAUUAGAAGAUACAACAGGUGUCAUAACAGUCAUCGACUGGAUUAAGGAAGAUGGAGAUCCAGACAAAAGAGAUGAUAUUCAAAUAGUAGAAAACCAAUACCAUCGUGCAAUCGGAACGAUUCGCACCACGGCUGGAGAAAAACAUAUGAUCGUCAUUGAUUUGCAGCCCCUCACAGACCUUGCAGAAAUAACAUCACAUAUGCUUGAAAUAAUUUAUGUUGCAUUGAAAGCAGAAGAAUAUGAAAAGGCGGGCGACUUUGAAAUGAAGAAAGAACCAGGGUUGAACGGAGAGAUCAGUGGAAUUGGAGGAACGAAUGCAAGCGCAAAUCCAAAUUCAUACUAUGACAGUAAUACGAACGGCCUCAACUUUAACCCAACACAACAGAAAGUCUUCUCUGUUAUACAGCAGAGUAAUGAUGAAAAUGGAAUAACUCCUCAGGAAAUUCAUGAUGCCUUACCUCAGAAAAUGCCAAUGAAAGAUAUUACGAACAUCCUUGAAUGGUUGGUCAAUGAAGGACAUGUCUACACAGCAAUUGAUGAUAAUCACUUUCGAUCAACUUACUAAGUUGGUAAAUUUUCUUCUAAACUGAAUCUAUUCUCUAAGAUAUAUUUUUGUACAUUAGUUCCUAGAGUACCUACAGAAUCGCAUUCCUUUCGGGACUUGUUUUGUUUGUUCCCUCAUCAAUCAUACUCAACUAUCUUCCUUCUCCUCAUGCUUGCAAGAAUAAAAAAUUUUAGAUCAUCUCAAUUUAUAUUUGUAUUCAGUAUCAGAAGUUUACAAUAAAUUAUGUUCGUUUAGUUUCCUAA
This is a messenger RNA of Bemisia tabaci, 1219 nucleotides long. It is a transcript of the gene RPA2, whose product is annotated as Replication protein A2. Gene Ontology annotation, biological process: nucleotide-excision repair; double-strand break repair via homologous recombination; DNA replication. NCBI's taxonomy places the organism in Eukaryota, Metazoa, Arthropoda, Insecta, Hemiptera, Aleyrodidae. The record is from RefSeq and is a predicted model, not a curated record. Gene Ontology annotation, cellular component: nucleus; chromosome, telomeric region; DNA replication factor A complex. Gene Ontology annotation, molecular function: single-stranded DNA binding.